Molecule: messenger RNA, 1463 nt
Organism: Silurus meridionalis
Lineage: Eukaryota; Metazoa; Chordata; Actinopteri; Siluriformes; Siluridae
Gene: sae1
Product: SUMO1 activating enzyme subunit 1
Exons: 9
Coding region: 144-1190 (348 amino acids)
Biological process (GO): protein sumoylation
Cellular component (GO): SUMO activating enzyme complex; cytoplasm
Molecular function (GO): SUMO activating enzyme activity
Source: RefSeq, a predicted model, not a curated record
UUCACGUCAUAAUUAUGCGCCCAAUUGAUUGAGACCAAGCGGGAGUUUUGUCGCGUUGAAUGGGCAGCAGGAAAAUUGUACCGAAAGCGACAUUUUAUUAACCGAGCAUCUGCAACAUCGUGUUGUUUUUGAAGCACAUUGAAAUGAUUGAUACAAUCGAAAAAGACGAGAAUAUCAUAAGCGAGGAAGAAGCGGCUCAAUAUGACCGGCAGAUUCGGCUCUGGGGUCUGGACGCACAAAAGAGGCUGAGAGGGUCUCGAGUGCUACUGGUUGGACUUAGAGGACUGGGUGCUGAAGUGGCAAAGAACCUCAUACUAGCUGGAGUAAAAGCACUCACUCUUCUGGACCAUGAGCAGGUUACUGAGGAAUCAAGACGAGCUCAGUUCCUCAUCCCGGUGGAUGCAGAUGGUCAGAAUCAUGCUCAGGCUUCCCUGGAACGAGCCCAGUUCCUCAAUCCAAUGGUAGAAGUGAAGGCUGACACAGAUCAAGUGGAAAGCAAGCCAGAUGACUUCUUUCUUCAGUUUGAUGCAGUGUGUCUGACAAGAUGCUCCAGAGACCUAAUGGUGCGUGUUGACCAGCUUUGCACCACCAGGAACAUUAAAGUCUUCUGUGGAGACGUCUUUGGUUACCAUGGAUACAUGUUCUCUGACCUUGGCUUGGAGCAUCAUUAUGUGGAAGAGAAACCGAAGGUGGUGAAAACAUCAGAAGAAAAUAAUGAUGGCCCUGAAGUGAAGAAAAUUAAAAUUAAUCCCAAUGAGACUACCAUGGUCAAAAAGACGGCCAGUUUCUGCUCUCUAAAAGAGUCUCUAGAGGUUGACUGGACGAGUGAGGAGGCCAAACGAAAUCUCAAGCGGACGCCAUCAGAUUACUUCUUACUACAAGUAUUGCUUAAAUUCCGCACAGAUAAAGGUCGAGACCCUCAUCCAGGUAGCUUUGCCGAGGACUCGCAGUUGCUCUUGCAGAUUAGAGAUGAUCUCCUCGAAGCCAUGGGGGUGAAUCCGGAGCUACUGCCGGACAACUUUUUCAGCUACUGUUUCUCUGAGAUGGCUCCGGUGUGUGCUGUAGUGGGAGGAGUACUUGGUCAGGAAAUAGUCAAGGCGCUGUCCCAGAGAGAUGCCCCCCACAGGAACUUCUUCUUUUUUGAUGGCCUGAAGGGCAGUGGAGUGGUGGACUAUUUUGGAGCCAAAUGAUCAUGGUGAAGACCAAGGGACAAGGGGGAGGGGACAUAAUGUAGGCACUUGAAGCAGUAUGGAAAGAACAACACAUUUCAGUGUUGCAAAACAUGCUUUGAACAAUAAGUCUUCAUUUAAAGAGCAUUGUUGUUGUUUUUGGUGGGUUUAUACAGGCAAACACUUACUUAUUUCUGCCUACUAUUAUGACAAGAUUGUGAAGUUUCAUGGAAAAUUUAGCAAUUUCCCCAUUUUGUAUUGACAUGAUUUAAAUAAAUACAUUUCUUUGGAUUA